Messenger RNA from Colletotrichum chrysophilum, 1302 nucleotides. RefSeq lists its product as uncharacterized. The transcript has a single exon. Bases 1 to 1302 code for a protein of 433 amino acids. The record is from RefSeq and is a predicted model, not a curated record. NCBI's taxonomy places the organism in Eukaryota, Fungi, Ascomycota, Sordariomycetes, Glomerellales, Glomerellaceae. Gene Ontology annotation, molecular function: hydrolase activity, acting on carbon-nitrogen (but not peptide) bonds.
AUGACAGUCAGACAGUAUGCAGUGGCUUUCACAGGCGGAAAGGUCCUGUCACCACUCCCCAACCAAGGACUCUACCCCGCCGACGUGCUAGUGUCCCGCGAUGGCACUAUUGCCUAUGUCGGCCUUGAGAACCGCGACGAGGUCGCAAAUGCCGACGUGGUCAUUGACGCAGAGGGGAAAUGGUUGCUUCCUGGCUUUGUCUCUGCCCAUAGCCAUCUAUGGCAGAGCAAGUUCGCCGGACAAGCCCCCAAUAGCAACGUGACUGAGUGGGGAGACGGGAUCUAUUCGGAAGCCCGCGAGUUGCCAGCAUCAGAGUUCUAUGACCUCACAAUGCAAGGCGCGAGAAACCACGUCCGAAAGGGAAUCACGACUGCUUUCAACUUUACGUUUUCCGCCCGCUUCCGCGAGGGCCAAACGGACCGGGCGCAGUUCGAAGGGGCUCUGGACUCUGGAAUCCGGUUCUUUCAUGGGUUCAACAUCGGAGCCAUCAGAGAAACAUGGACUCCAGAGUUAGCCUUGAAGCGCGCUCGACUAUUUGUAGACUGGGCGUCUACCUUCAGCCACUCAAAUCAAUACCUCGGCACCAUGAUUGCACACCACGGGAUCAACUACGAUACGGACAUCAACACACGCAUGGAGGCUGAGGUCAUGCGAAAAUUGGGCCUGGGGGGACAAAUCCACUACUUGGAAAGUCCCCGGCCAGUAGAUGUCAAUCUAGAACAGUCCCGCUGGAAGUGGCUCAGAGAUGCUGGUGCAGUCAACUUGAAGCUUAUCCUAGGCCAUUUCCUCCAUCCAACCCCCGACAUUCUUGACGAGGCUUCCUCAUCCGGGCUCAAAAUGAGCUGGAAUCCAAUGUCCAACGGACGCCUCGGGUCUGGGAUUGCCGACAUUCCCACAUAUCGAAGACACAAUCUCCCGAUCGGCAUGGGUGUAGACGGAGAAGCGAGUAGCGACCGGAGCGACCCGUUCGAGAACAUGCGUGUGGGCCUGUACUCCGUAAGAGGCAAGUAUGAAGACCCGUCGGUGUUGGCUCCUCAAGACGUCUUUCAGAUGCACACGCUGGGUGCUGCGGAUGUUUUGGACGUGGUUGAUAAAGUCGGAAGCCUCGAGGUCGGCAAGCUGGCGGACAUCGUUCUCCUUAACCCCCCUCACAUGGGCCAUCUAGGGGAUCCCGUAUCGGCCUUUGUUUUCUCGUCUGGGGUUGAGGAUAUCGAACGCGUGUUCAUUGGAGGAAAGGAGGUCUGGCCGCGGACUCCUCCACUUGCGGAACCCACAAGCAACUGGCCGGCUUGGGAGUUUUGA